AUUUCAAUGAUUACUAGCCCUAAGACAAGACUAAUCAAUUGCGGAUGAGGUUGAUUCUACCGGAUGUUCGAAUAAACCAUAUCAGUAACGAAAGUUUCCGUUUAGUGACUGUUUAUAUCGACUAAGAAUAUUGCACGUUUAAUGCCAAUAUUUUUAACUCUUAACGUCUCAAAAGUUGUUUCACCAGGUGAUAAUACGGGUGUGAUUUACUAAUUAAUUCAUACGCACUUUUCUUUCUCUUUUUUCUUUCGUGUUGAAAAAAGUAUAGUGACUAUAAACGUAUUUAGUGGUGAUUAGAAAUCUAUUCCAAUUAAAUUGAAGCAUGGAGAGUCCGAAAGAUCCAAAAAAUUCUCCUUCAUAUGAGAAACUUUCGGAAGACAAACCUCCUAAGUCUCCUAACUCUCCAAAACGUCCGUUUCGUUUACGUUUUCAUAGAAUGUUGAGUUCUGGAAGUCUUAAAUUGGGUUCGACUUCCUCUACGCCCAGUACACCAAGUCCUUUAACGAAAAGUCCUUCAACUAAGUUUUAUAGCUUCGACACUGAUUGUUUGGAUAAGAUGGAUAAAACUAAAAGUUUGGACCAAUGGCCGAUAUCCAUAAGUUCAUCUGAAAGAUACAGGAGACAACAAAGUAAUACAACAUGGCAUGGCAGUCCCAUUGCCGGUACCCAAAGUCCAAAAGCUACUCCGGAGAGGCUAAAAGGCGCUACUCCGGACCUUUUCGAACUUCUCGAAAAAGCUCAAAGAUCCAGAAUCGAUGACCAAAGAUGCAUGCUACCUGCUUAUUUUAACCAGCCUCCGCCCGCCUCAAGACAAAACAGUCAGGUUUCCGAAACGAAAGAUGACCGUCUUUCCACAAAUAACAACAUCAAAAUAUCUCCCAUACCGACACCGGCACUACAAACACCACCCGCGUCUCCCCAACAACCGACUCAUUCGAAGAGGCUUUUGCAAGAAGUUCUUUCGCGACCGGGACCAUAUCCAAUGAUCGCGAUACCCUCAAAAGGAUAUUGGGUCGAUGGCACGGACCACGAGGAAUUAUUCGACCAUAGAGGUAUGCCUGUUGUUCCACAUCCAAAUUGGAGAGCCAAGAUUGAGACGGACGAUACGGCGAAGUGUUACCGAAGAUUUUUCGUGGGAAGGGAACAUUCUUCCCUUAUCGGUCACGAUGAAAACCAAGGUCCAGUACUACUUUCUAUUAAAACCGAAAACGUAGCAAACCAGGAACAUACCAGAAUCCUCUUGAGAAUUCGUAACGGCACCAUGCACGAGAUAGUACCCUCUUCAUGUCUAGGUUCAUCACCUUCUCCAGCCAAAAUGGCAAAACUUCUUAACGAACAAUUGAAUGUUGAAAAUUUUGUACCUGUUCUUCACCCCAAAGCCUCUCAACUCAUAGCUAACUACGACGAGCACGUAUUAGUGACGAAUUUUAAAUUCGGUGUACUUUUCCAACAAUUUGGUCAAACUGACGAAGAAGAAUUAUUUUGUAAUAACGUUACCACGCCAGCGUUUGACGAUUUCCUGUCUCUUCUGGGACAGAGAAUACAGUUGAAGGAUCACAAAGGAUAUCGAGGUGGUCUCGACAUCCAAAAUGGUCAUACUGGAGAUACGGCAGUGUAUGAGGUAUUCAAAGAACGAGAAAUCAUGUUUCACGUAUCGACUCUUUUACCAUUCACCGAGAACGAUCCACAGCAAUUGCAGAGGAAACGACAUAUCGGAAACGAUAUUGUGGCGAUUGUUUUUCAAGAGGAAAAUACACCGUUCACUCCCGAUAUGAUUGCAUCACAUUUUUUGCAUACCUUUAUUGUAGUACAAGUUAUAGACCCCAAUUCGUCGAACACUAGAUACAAAGUGAGUGUUACAGCACGAGAUGAUGUCCCUUUCUUCGGACCAACUCUUCCUACGCCCGCCAUUUUCAGACACGGCCCAGAAUUCAAAGAAUUCCUCCUUACUAAAUUGAUAAACGCUGAAAAUGCUUGCUAUAAAGCCGAUAAAUUCGCUAAAUUAGAGUUACGCACCCGUACGUCUCUUCUACAAUCUCUAACCGAAGAGCUCAAACUUAAAACUAACGAGUUUUUGGGUGGAAAUGCUAAUUUGACACCGGGCACACCGAAAAGCGACUCCGGUCCUGGAUCAAGAUUUAUCGAUUCUGUGAAGAAAGCUUUAACCUCCAGAGUAAAACCCAGUCAAAGUGAUAACAAUUUGAAUACCAAUGGACAUGACAAAUUAUCUAAAAAAGGAUCACAGCCGACAAUACCCGAAUGUACACCAUCUAGCGGCAGAUCCAUUUCCAAAACAUCUAUGACGUCUAAUAGUAAGAAGAGCGGAAGUCCGACUUCUUCGACGACAUCAUCACCCGAUUUAACGGCACAUGCUCACGCCCGACCGGCUCUAUCCGAGGCCAGUGACGACUCAUCGCUGACCAGCGAAGACUUGGAACAUCUGGCAGGUGGAUAUAUCGAUAGUGACACUGGUUUGGAAAGCAUGUCCAGCGCGGAAACAGCUGCCAAGGCUUGCAGUGUUUGUCAAGAUAGACCUGGAAGUACGUCCGGACCUACGGCUGAAUCUUUAAUGCAAGAAGUGGUACAAUUGAAGUGUGACAAGCUAGAUUUAUUAAGACAGAAUGUGAAUUGUCAGAGAGAUUUGAAGAGGUUAAGAGAAAAGGAGUUGGGUCUGCAAGGGGACUUAGCUCAAGCUACUAAGGAAAUAUUGAGGUUGAGGGAACUAUUGAAGGAUUACAGUCCUAAUGGUGACAGAUCCCCAAUGUGAAUUAUAUUUUGUUUCUCUUGAGCUCGAUCUAGUAGUUUUUGAAACAAACCCCAUUGUUUGAAGCGUUUUUUGCUUUCAAAUUAUAUUUUCAGUUGAAUUACACAAGUCUCACUUUUUCAAUUUCAUAUUGAUAUAAACUUGAUAGCAAUUAUUAUAUACAUGAACAUCUAUUAUUUACACUGUUCAAUUUUCAUUUUUUACAAAUUAAGUAGUGGGAUUAACUGUGGUUUACAAAAAAAAUUCAACAUCACACGAACUCUACUUGUGUUAGCAUUCAAUUUUUCUUCUUUUUUUUUUGUUUUGUGAUAUUUUUAUAUAUUUACGAACCUGUAUUAAUUUUUUUUUCUUUUGAGAAUUUUUAUGUUUUUAGUUUUUAAAUAAUUUAUUGAUGUACAAUUAUUGUGUAUAUUAUUAUCAAAAUGCAAAGUUUACCAACGGCUCUAGGUUGUGGAACUUUUUAUUUCACAAAAUUUUGGCGGUUUUUAACCUAUAUUUAAAAAAAUCUUUAGUCUAACAAAGAAAACCCAUUGUUGAAAAAUGUUUCUAAAAUGAUCAAUAUCAAUUUAAUCUUCAUUGCCAAGGGUUCAUGUGUGUAUCUCUGUUGCUAGUAAAUUGAUGCAACCUUUACAAGAUUUUUUUCAGACCACCAUUUAUUAAUUGAACCAAAAAUUUUCUAAUAAUAAAAGGUUUAAUAUAUUUUAAAAAUCGUCCAAAACGCAUUUCUUGAUAAAAAACCAUUACCUAGGGUAAACAUAAUUAUACCAAAGUUAACAUUCCCCAAAAAUUCUGUUUCAGAAAAAUUUAAUUAUUUAACUUAGGUGUAUAUAACAAAGUAUUUAAAUAGAGUUUAAGUUUUUUUUGUAUUUAGAAAACAUUGAGGGAAAUCUAAUUUAUGCAGAUAUUGUUAUAGAUUCUCUUUAUUUUUACUUUGUUCAUAUUUUUUAAGUUUGUAUAAUGGAGUUGUUUCAAAUUAUAAAAUAUCUGUGAAACAUCUGUCAUUGUACCAAUUUCUUGUGAAUUAAAAAUCCUAAUUUAAGAUUUAAAAAUAGCCUGGGGAGAACCACAAUUCAAAAUUCAGUUAUGGUCUAAAUUUUUACAAUAUACUGACUGAAAAUUUGAGAUUGGUAGAAGGAGACCAUUUUGUAAAAUGAAAAAAUCAGGAAAAAAUUAUAAAGCUUGUUAAUCUAAAAUGAUGGCUGUAUAAUAACGUUUAGCCGUGUCAAACAACGAUUGAUUGAAAAUACUGGAUGCACGAAAAACAUUUUAUAGCACAAUUUAUUAAAAAACCUUGAAAUGAAUUAACUUAUCUUGCUUGGAUUAUUGCUACACAGCUUCUUGGUACACUUGAAAUGAUUUUUUUCUGUUAGUCCAAAUAACAGAUCUAGAACUCUUAUGGAUGCUGUAAAGCUCUAACCUACUAACUUGAAUUGUCCUAUAAGUGUUCUGCCGUAUUAAGAUCAGGUCAUUGCGCUGGAUAAUAAUUCAAAGUACAAAUAUAUACAUGUAGGCAAGCAUUAAUAGCAUUUUGUUCCCUAUAAAUGAGAAAAAUGGUAUUAUUUAAGAUUCUGAAAUGUCUACUAUGUGCCAGUACAUUCUUCACGUGAAAUAUUUCACAUUUCACGUUGCAUAACUCUUAAUAAAGUUAGAAUACAAUACCGCAGAAUAAUGCAAACUUUCAUCAAUAAUUCAACCUGUUACUGGUGUUGUAAGCCCAGUAUUCUUUCACUUUUUCAUUGGAUUGUAUUACAUUAUCCACAAUUUCAUCUUUCUAUCCAACGUUUCUUAUUAUACUUUUAUCCCGCAUAAGAAAUCCCAUAAUCUGGUUCUGCGUACUGGUACUGGUACUUGUUAUCUUUCUGAAUUUCAUAGAACUUUGUCUAUGAACAUAUGAAAAGAGUGAGCUUUCUUUUGGAUUGUGGUGUUACUAAAGUCAUCAAUCGAUAGUGGCUUUGUUCCUAGUUUGCUGUGUCCUUUUGCCCAUAUGAGAACAUAUAAGAUUUGACUUAGGAAUUACUCCAAAUUGAGGACUAGAAUUUAUACUUUCAAAGUGUAUUCCAUCAAUGUAUUGGGUUGUAAUUCAUCAUCCACAAUUUCGUCUUUAUCUUUCUAUUCAACAUUUCUUAUAUUUUUAUCCAUAAGAAAUCCUUUAACCUGUCUACUUGUGGUAAAUUGUUAUUUUUCUUUAUUGGUUAGAACUUUGUCUAUGAAAUAUAAAAAAAGUGAACUUUCCUUUGGAUGGUAGUAUUACUGAAUUGAUAGUAGCUUUCUUCCUAGUUUUCUGUGUCCUUUUUCUCUAUUUUAUAACGUAGAGCAAAAAAACACAAAUAUUUCUGUCAUAUGAGAACAUACAUUACUUGACUCAUGAAUUACUCCAAUUUGAGGACUAGAAGUUUUACUUUUAAGGUAUAUUUGCCACAAAUAUAUUGGGUAUCAUUGUUGUAACUUCUACACCUCAUGCUAGUUUUAUAAAAUAUAUUAAGAGUGAUCUCGAGCUCAAUAAAGAUUACCCUUCAUAACAAAACAGUGAAAAAUUCUUGAUGAAGAAAACAGUCAUUAAAAUUUAAUCAAACAUCUCAUUUUUGUACAUAAUUAUCAAUAUUAUAUAUUUUUCUAGGUAUUUAACUAAGGUGACCAUAAAUUCGAAACACCAAAGCAGGACACCAACCCGAGUUUUGGUCCAAAAAAUACCUUAUACUUUAAGUACUUUAUAAUUAUAAAUUUCCUCUAUGUAGUACGUUUGAGACAUCACAUUAUCUUUUAGUUAAGACAUUUUAAAAUGAUAUUAGCUCUAUACAAUGAAUCAAUGAGUAUUUUCAUAUCAAAAUUUGAGGCAAACUUCUAAAGAGGGACAUUUGACUGCACCCACAGGAAUCUUGGGGACGCGUUAAAUCGGGACUGUCCCGCCGAAAUCGAAACGUCUGGUCACCUUAUAUUUAACUAUAUUCCCACAACUUGUUCUUAAGUUUACACUUUACAGUAUAAAAGCUCAAAAUAAGGGUCACUGAAUGUCAGUUUCAUCUUUUUGGUAUGGUUUAUGAUUAUUUUAUAGCUGAUCCCUUGAAACCUUUUUACAGAUAAUUAGCUUAUAAGAUAUGUUUUAACAGAUAAUAAUUUUGAAACAACUCAACUUGCAAUAUGUAUUACUAAUAUUUAGAAUGAUUAGUAGGUUGUGUACAUAAAAAAUUUCUCACUCGCUUUCUAUUUACUAGUUCAUCUAAGUAAAAAAAUGGUUUUGUUAUGUAGAAAAAAAUUUAUGUAUCUAUGUGUUGUCUGUAUACAUUAAAAUUACAAAUUUACGCUGCAUGCUUGAAUUUUCAGAUGUUGAUAAUGUGAGAUACUUCCACGUUACACAAUAUACCAAUAUUUGGUUGAUGGUAACUUAUUUUAAGUAAACUACAUUUAUUGAAGUAUAGCUGAAGAGCUACUGGUUAUAAUAAUACGUUGUUUCAAUAAUAUAAAAUAUUUGUUUUAUAUCUGGACUAUGUUAAAUCAAAUGUAAAGAGAUCAAAAACAUAUGAGUAGUGUCUAUUCUAAAUGUCAUGCUAAAAAUACUACCCUUAAAACGAGCACUGUGCGUAUGGUAUACAUACUUCCUAUUUCCUAUCUUUUCCUGCCAGUUUAUAACUCCUAUUCUGCUUCGGUCAUCUUCCACCUCUUUUAACCAUUUUGUCUUAGGCUUGUCGCGUCUUUUUCUACCACCUUGAUCUCAUUGCAUCAUAUUGAAUGCUAUAGAUUUUGUUCCUUCUCUCCAUACAUAUCCCCCAACGACUUAACACGCUGAGCUUUGAUUUUUCUUAUAAUAUUUUCGACUCUCAGUAAAUUUUUCUCGGUUAAUUCCUAUCCUGUAUUUCCCUUCACUAACUUUUACUUAUUCUAAUUUUGUUUUGAUUUAUUUUUUCCGUUCUUCUCAAUUUUUUUUUAUAAUUUCUUGUUAGUAUUAUUGUUUCAGCUGAGUACAUCAUUACUGGUCUUAUCAUUGUUAUUUAUUUAUUCAUCUUCAAUUGUUUUGUGAGUAGUUUAUUUUUCAUCCUUUUUCCUAUCUCAGUACUCCUAUCUCCUCUAUUAUUGAACAACGCUAACUUUCACCCUUUGACAUUGUUUUCCACAUCUUUGUCUCCAUUAUGGAUCUUAUUUUGGUUACAAGUACUAUGUAAUCAGUGUGUCAGACAAAUGGUUCAUUGCAAUUUAUAUUUCCUCAAAAUAUUCUAAUAGAUUUAUACUUAGUGGACCAUCUAGUUUUAUAAAACAAGGAAAUUUUGGUUAACAUAUUUUCUGUGAUAUCGACUUUCGCGAAAGAAUUUAAGUACUGAACUUUGCACAUCUUGAAUUUUAUUCAAGUCCUUGACUACGUGAUGACUAUGUGAUGUAGAAUGAAACGUGACGCUCGAUCUGAACCUGAUUCUCAAACAUAGAGCAUUGUUCCGACUUAAACAAAUUCACCAAGCUUCACCAAGCAUUGAGAAAAAUAAUAAAUACGGAAAUUUAUUUAAUAUUCAGUUAAUUUUUAGGAGGGGGACAAGUGUCUUGCUUUGCCUACCAUUCCAGUGCCUAUGCUGACACACUUUUUAAUAUCCAUGUUACUGAGAUUACUACUCUCUGAAGAUGAUAAUUUACAAUAAACCAGUAAACAUAAUUUAUUCUAAAUUAUGGAAAAAUGUUAAAAAUACAAAUUAAACCUGUGAGGUUAUCAACUUUGUAGUAUAUCUUUCUAUCCUGUUUUUAUUUUGAACCAAUCUUGGAUGGAAGUAUCUCAUUUUAUGUCCAACAGUUUUUUUUUCAUAUUUGAAAAUUCGAACAGCUGAACUAACAAAUAUUUUUGGAAUAUUGGUAUUUGUGAGGAAAUUAACAAAACUAUUUUCACGAUGUUAGUCCAUAUUAGGAUUCUAGUAUGGGAUGUAUUUCCUAUAUUAUGUGUACUUAAUGUCUGUCAGGGAAAAAAUAGCAUUUUUGUUCACAAAAGAAUAUUCACAACAAUUUUAUUCAACUAUCAGAUAAAAAUCACAAUUAUUUGUGUCCAUAUUUAUUUUCAUUCCAAACUUACAUAAUAAUCUGAAAAAAUAUCAAUAAAUAGUAAAAAGAUUUUAAACCAAAUAUUAAACUACUAUACCAACUUUUUUAGGCCUCAUAGUCACUUAUAAUUGAUGCAGAAAUUUUAAGUACAUUUAAAUAGAUGGGACAACUUCUGGGUAUAUUCAUUUUGUAACAAGAAAAUGCUGUUUUAUUUUCUAUUUCAUCAAAAAGAAUUUCUUUGAAAUAGAUAUGUUUCAGAUGGUUUUCUGUAUAUAUAUUAUACACAAUAUCCAAAGAAUAUAUUUCUUAUGAGAAAAACGAUUUAUUUUUUUUUUGUUUUGUGUAUAAUAUACAUAAAAUUUUUCUUAGCUUAUUUUAAAAGAACUUGUUACUUUUUAGAAAGUAUUGCUCGAUGUCAAAACUAGAAUAAAUUUUAUUCUUCUGCUUUUUAACCACGAUUUUUCUUUUCAGAUUGUCAUUUUAGACAAUUUUAUGAAUGAAAGUAACAUGUUUUUAUUUAAAAAAUGCUUUAUUAUUGAUUAAUGAUGCAAUAAUUAUUAAGUGUUCUUUUUGUACAACUUAGUUAACUGUUUUUAUGUACCUUGAUUAUUUUCUUAUUGAUGAUACUUGCAACAUCAGAAUCUAAUAAAAUAUGUAU
Molecule: messenger RNA, 8435 nt
Organism: Diorhabda sublineata
Lineage: Eukaryota; Metazoa; Arthropoda; Insecta; Coleoptera; Chrysomelidae
Gene: RapGAP1
Product: rap1 GTPase-activating protein 1
Exons: 10
Coding region: 323-2767 (814 amino acids)
Biological process (GO): activation of GTPase activity; regulation of small GTPase mediated signal transduction
Cellular component (GO): cytoplasm
Molecular function (GO): GTPase activator activity
Source: RefSeq, a predicted model, not a curated record